Messenger RNA from Striga asiatica, 1704 nucleotides. Lineage: Eukaryota; Viridiplantae; Streptophyta; Magnoliopsida; Lamiales; Orobanchaceae. The record is from the annotation of a GenBank genome assembly.
AUGGCUUCUUCUGCUUUAUCAACCAUAACCUGUUCGAUUGGUCGGAAAUGGUUUGCCGGAUUAUCUAAUCAUCCAAUUGUAUGGAUGAUUGGAUCUUCUUCUUCUAGCGUUUAUUCGAAAGGCAUGAGCACGUUGGCCGAGCCGAUGUCAACGAAACAAAACCCAUCGUCAUCUCCUUGGCUUAUACUGCCUCCAACCUUUGACGUCACCGUCAUCGGCACCGCCAGCUUAAGCUACAAGUUCUACAACCUAGCCGACAAUAAAAUCGUAACCCUCUAUAUAGGAAAAAGUUGCUAUGAAAGAGAAUUAACGCAUCUGCACAUGCGUUUGGCAGGAUCUUCACACGGAUGGCUCGCUUUGUUGAGCCUCAGGCUGGAUCUAUUUCUGUAUAAUCCCAUCUCCCGUCGCCACAUAAAACUCCCUUUGGUUCGUGAUCUGACCAUAUUUCCUGCUAGCCCCACCAUAAUGUACAAGUUCAUACUCUCGUGCUCCCCAGAAGACCCAAAUUGUCGAGCCAUCAUUAUCUACAACAACAUGUAUGCCCUAGCUUUUUGCUGCCCUGCCUUCAGCAAGGACUGGACCCAUAUCAGCAAAGGCUAUUGGGAUUGUGUCUACUCCACAAGACAUGAAGCACUGUUUAGCCUCACGAGAAAGGGCGUGUUGGAAUCUUGGGAUCUUCAUUCACUGAGGGCGGUGAAGAUAGCCGAUGUUAGACGCAUUGGACUAGUUAGAAUUAGGUAUCCGAGGAAAAGAUAUAAUAAUCAUAAAGAGGAGGAGAAUGACGACUUGCGGCUAACGUGUGAUGCAGUGCAGCAUCUGGUAGUGGCCGGGCGUGAUCUCCUCGUGCUGUCUCAAUACGUGGCUUGUUUUGAUUUUGAUGGAUUGUAUGUUGACUGCAAUGACCCGCAUCAGGAUACCAUCGAACGAGGCCUUCCGUUUUUUACUAUUGAUUUUCGUGUUUAUAGAUAUAAUCCUGAGGCUGAGGAUUUAAAGUACAUCAACUCUUUAGAUGGCUUGGCGCUUUUCGUCGGCUACCACAGCGAUGCAUUUGCGUUGCCCGCGGCAGAGUUUCCAGAGCUCAAACCCAAUUUCAUUUACUUCACGAAUGCGCUUGAUGAUCAUCUGGUAGUGGCCGGGCGUGAUCUCCUCGUGCUGUCUCAAUACGUGGCUUGUUUUGAUUUUGAUGGAUUAUAUGACCCUGAGGAUGAGGAUUUAAAGUACAUCAACUCUUUAGAUGGCUUGGCGCUUUUCGUCGGCUACCACAGUGAUGCAUUUGCGUUGCCCGCGGCAGAGUUUCCAGAGCUCAAACCCAAUUCCAUUUACUUCACGAAUGCGCUUGAUGAUGUAAUGAGUCCGGAUACACCAACUGGUGGCCAUGACAUCGGCAUUUUCAAUUAUAAAUACAAGACUGUGUUGCCAUGCUCUUAUCCAUGUGAUGUCAAGAACAUGAGCAAGACUUUCCCAGUGCCUACUUGGUUCUUCCCAAAAUCGAAGCAUUUCGUGGCCGUGCACGGUGUCGGGCACGGCGCGUGGGUCUACUACAAGCUCAAGCUGCGAGUCGAGGCCGCCGACCACCGGUUCACGCCGCUCAGCCUGGCGGCCGCCGGCAAUAGCCCCAAGAAGCUGCAGGAGGUCGAUCAUUGCACGACUAUACCGAGCCAUUGCUCGAAUUCUUGGACUCUGUCCCCGAGGGCAAAAAGAUAA